This is a messenger RNA of Striga asiatica, 825 nucleotides long. The record is from the annotation of a GenBank genome assembly. Lineage: Eukaryota; Viridiplantae; Streptophyta; Magnoliopsida; Lamiales; Orobanchaceae.
AUGUUACAAAUACUGUUUGUAGGAAGUUGGGGUAUGGUAGUAGGUGGCAGCUGGAGAAGCCAAGGGGAACCAGAGGUGGAACUCAAAGGGCCAGGGAUGAGGGAGUGGUGUUGGUUUAUAUUUGUUUACAUAAGUACUGAUAGGAGUGAGAGAGUUAGUCAGUGGGAUUUCCUGGAGAGAACUAAGGCAAAUUGGGGUAGAUGUUGGGUUAUAGCUGGGGAUUGGAAUGACAUUAUAAGCAAUGAUGAGAAAAGAGGAGGGGUGAGGAGGCUGGAGGCUAGCUUUAGAGGUUUUAAAACUUUUAUUCAGAAUAUGGGGAUGCAGGAGUGUGAUCAAAAGGGAUCUUUCUUCACUUGGGGCAACAAUAGAGAGGGGGAUGGGUAUGUAGAAGAGAGACUGGACAAAGUUUUCACAUCUUAUGACUGGUUGGUAGAGUUUCCUAAGAUGAAAGUGAUAAAUUUCUACAGAACUGCAUCAGAUCACAAUGUAUUACUGUUUGCCACUGAGAUGGAAGCUGGUAGAGGCAAGAAAAGGUUCUCCUUUGAUAAAUCUUGGGCUAUGAUGGAAGGGGUUCAAGAGGCUAUUAAAGCUGGUUGGCAGGUUGAUGUAGAGGGUUCUUAUAUGUACCAAGUCCAUCAGAAGAUUAAACAUACCAGAAUGGCUUUGCUUGCCUGGCAUAAAUCGGUCCAUAGAAAUAGUGAGAAAGCAGUCAAAGUUCUUACAGAGAAGCUGGAGGAUCUGAGAAGAACUGGCUAUGAGAGGGAUUGGGAUGAAUGGGGGAGAAGAGAACUACUGGAGGCUAAAAUCGAGGGCCCUGUGGCUUAA